UGUCAACAACAAAUAACAACAAUCAUUAACUGAAUUUUAAUCGAAAUUGUCAAAUAAAUCCUCAAUAAUGUACAGUGAAAUUGAUGAUUUGAUUCAAAAAAAUCGAAGUAUUGAGGAAGAUUUGAAAGUUUUCGGCUUAGAUAAAAUAGAACCAUUAAAUUUCAAUCAUCAAAACUAUAGCGAAUGGCAACAAUAUGAAAAAGAGAUACGAUUAAGUGAUGUCAAGGUUGAUGUUCAUAAAAUUCAGAAUCAACAUAAAAAAUUGGUAGAAGAUUUAAGUAAAAGUCAAAACUCGAUAAAACUUUUAAACGAAUGUUUAGCGACAAAAGUAAACGAAUCUGAAAUCGACAAGUUAUCAGCACAACGUAAAGCGCGCAUAAAAAAGUUGGAGAGCAAACAGACACAAAUUGACGAUUUCCUACUAACACUCAUCAAAAAAAUUUAGAGUUCGGUCCCUUCACGAUCACAAAGCUUCUUCAUUUUUUUUUAAGAAUUCGAUAUUGUUUUAAAAAUACCUAUUCGAUAAUAAACAAUGAAUAACAAGAGAACAUAAGCAAGGAUAAUAAUAGCAAACACUUUCUAAGAACGAACUGGAUAAUGAACAAAUGUAACCAUAUGUUUGUGACACAUUUAUACAAAUCAAUGACAUUUUUUUAAAUGGAAAUUGAUACAAAUUAUUAUCAAUCAUCUCACAUGUUUCAGAUUAUAAUAAGUAAAUUACAUUUCUUUUUUAUUUCUGUUGUCUUAUGCUCAAAAAUCAAUAUUUCUUAAUUAUCGCCAUGUGACAUAGAUAAGUUUAUAAUUUAAAUAGAAUACCUAUUAAUCAAAAAAAUCUCGAAAUUAGAAUGCAUUUAAAAUUAAAAAAAAUAUUUGCAUGAAAUAUCGAUUCUUAAUAUAAUUGAUAAAAAAAUCUGAUAAUUAAUAAAGAUUAAUUACCAGCUCACAAAUUAGAAACCUC
Clunio marinus is the source of this 958-nucleotide messenger RNA. NCBI's taxonomy places the organism in Eukaryota, Metazoa, Arthropoda, Insecta, Diptera, Chironomidae. The record is from the annotation of a GenBank genome assembly.